AUGCCAGACAUUUCCAUUAUCCUACUAGGCAACUAUGCUCCUGAUCAAGUUAUUCACGCCCGCCUUCUCUUCAUGAGAAUGGAACAAGUUCCUGGAGGACAUCACCUCCAGAUUUUGCAGUUCCGAUUCACUAUUCCUUUCCGCCAAGCCGACUUCUGCUCGCUGGACCAGAGUGAUGUAAUGUGCUCCGAGACACACUGCUACUACCUUAUGAACUUGAAAGUGGGAGCAUUCUUUGAGACCGCUCAAAAUAUUCUAAUGAUAAGAUGGCUAUUUUCAUGA
Molecule: messenger RNA, 282 nt
Organism: Caenorhabditis elegans
Lineage: Eukaryota; Metazoa; Nematoda; Chromadorea; Rhabditida; Rhabditidae
Gene: C54G10.1
Exons: 1
Coding region: 1-282 (93 amino acids)
Source: RefSeq, marked reviewed